Gymnodraco acuticeps is the source of this 4257-nucleotide messenger RNA. RefSeq names its product SH2B adapter protein 2. Gene Ontology annotation, biological process: antigen receptor-mediated signaling pathway; intracellular signal transduction. The transcript is spliced from 9 exons. Gene Ontology annotation, cellular component: plasma membrane. Gene Ontology annotation, molecular function: transmembrane receptor protein tyrosine kinase adaptor activity. Lineage: Eukaryota; Metazoa; Chordata; Actinopteri; Perciformes; Bathydraconidae. Bases 242 to 2332 code for a protein of 696 amino acids. The record is from RefSeq and is a predicted model, not a curated record.
GGACAGCAGAGCCAAAGGUACAGCAGCACAGUGCGUCGAGCUGAGAGAUGGAGCUGACCGGCUGUGAGCGCAAAUAAACCGAGGAGGACACCAGAUGAAGAGAGGGAAUACAAACCAUGAUUGAUUCUGACUAGAACAAAAACAAAUCUUCACAUCUAAAGCCAGGACCCCCUCAGAGACAGCAGCGUCAUGACACCAGUCCUGCAUUGAGCCUCUCCUCGUGGGUUGGCAUGGCCCAGCGAUGAACGGAGCGGUGGUGCCCGGUAGCCCGGAGCUCUCCUCCUCGUGCCCGCUGCCAGACUGGCGAGAGUUCUGUGAGCUCCAUGCCAGAGCCUCCGCUGCAGACUUCGCCGACAAGUUCCAACGCUUCCUGUUGGAAAACCCGAUCUACGACUCGCCUGGUGCCGAUGCUAGCUUCUCACAGCACUUUGCCCACCACUUCCUAGAGUGCUUCUCUGCCGCACUGACCCAGGCCCGGGAGAACCAGGCGUCCUCGCCGGGAGAGGACGGCUCCAACACAGUGCCCAAGUACAGCAUUGUUCCUUUCCUGGGAAUCCAGGGCUGUCCGCUGUCCUAUGGUCACGACAUUUAUCAGAGACGCAAGGACGUGGGGGCUUCAAGUGAAUCCCUGGACAGCAUGGACAGCGGAGGGGGAGGGAUAGACGGGGCAGGCAGUGCCACCGCCUCCCGAGGCCCCCAGUCCACCCACAAGGUGUCCGCUCUGGGACAGUCCCGCAGCUCAGAGGAUGUGUCGGUCAGUCACCCAAAAGCUCGCUUCAAGAAAGGAUUCUCCCUGAGGAACAUGAGCCUAUGUGUGGUGGAUGGGGUGAAGGAGAUGUGGCACAGACGGGCCUCCCCUGAACCUGAAGGACCCUCUGUACUUAGAAGGGCCAACGGGGGAGUAAUGGGAGCAGCAGGAGGGGGAGUGGAGGCUGCGGGGGGAGAGAAGUGGUCCAAUAAGCUGCGUCUUCCCAGAGGCUCCCAGGGCCACAAGGCUGAGAUGCUGGAGAUCCAGAGGGAGGGAGCGCUGAGGUUCAUGGUGGCCGACGACACAAACUGUAUGGGGGCUGCACAGUGGCAGAAGUGCCGCCUCCUGCUGAGGAAGACGAGGAGGGAGGAAGGAGGCGAGAAGUUCCUGCUGGAGUUCUACGUGCCACCCAAGUCCUCAAAGCCUAAAGUCAGCAUCCCUCUGUCGGCCAUCGUGGAGGUGAGGACCACCAUGCCUCUGGAGAUGCCUGACAAGGACAACACUUUCGUUCUUAAGGUGGAAAACGGGGGAGAGUACAUCCUGGAAACCAUAGACUCCCUGCAGAAAAACUCCUGGGUUGCUGACAUCCAGGACUGCAUAGACCCCGGUGACAGCGGCGAUGACAUCGAGCUGGCGUCCUGUCCUCAUGGUCAAGCCUCCAAAGACUGCUCUAUGGUGUCCUCCUGCAGCUGUGAGCUGCUCUCUGAGGGUGUGUAUCGAGCUCCGGAGAGGCCGUGUCCUACAGCAGCGGAGCAUUACAGUGCCCCCUCGGUCCGUUGCAGGGAACCCCCCUUCACACAGCACCCGUCCCACAUGCCUUUGGAGCGCUUCCUCCAGUCCCCAGAGGCUCAGAGCUCCAACUCUUCUGCAGGUGGCAGUGAAGGAGCCAAAGAGUCGGACGGGGAUGCCAGCCUGUCGAGUUACCCAUGGUUCCACGGUACUCUGUCCCGUGUGCGCGCGGCUCAGCUGGUGCUGGCAGGCGGGGCCAGGAGCCACGGGCUCUUUGUGAUUCGUCAGAGCGAGACGAGGCCGGGGGAGUACGUCCUCACCUUCAACUUUCAGGGCAAAGCCAAGCAUUUGCGUUUGUCGGUGAAUGAGAACGGGCAGUGCCAUGUCCACCACUUGUGGUUCCACACCGUGUCGGACAUGCUGAGACAUUUCCACGCCCACCCCAUCCCCCUCGAGUCCGGAGGCUCUGCUGACAUCACACUACGCUCCUAUGUGCAAGUGCAGCGAAGCUCAUCAACAGAUGUGUCUCUCCCUCCCGUCCUGACCCCACCCAGGGAGACAGGCUGCCGGACUGAUUCUGCCCAGACUCCUCUCCACCUUUCUGGGAUCACAGCGCCUGCAGGGCCCCCUCCUGAUGCCCCGCUCUCCUCGAGCACCUCCUCCUCACCCACCACCCUCCCCUCCCUGUCCCGCAGUGACCCAGGUACUGGAGGAGGAGUAGGAGGAGGGUUACAGAGCCGGAGCAACAGCUCUGAGCGCCUGCUGGAGGCCUCUAGCGGAGCGUCCGAGGACUACCACGACGCUGACGGGACUCGUAGGGCCCGGGCGGUGGAGAACCAGUACUCUUUUUACUAAACGACCCGGGGUGGGUUUAGUUAUGUAUCGGAGAUGACAUGGGGAGCUCUGCUGAUGAUGAAAACGUUCCAUAUCACUGGAUCACCCAUCGUUUUGUUUGUUUGUUUUAGUUUCAAGGCAAUUUCCUGUGUCUCUGAUUUAGGAAGGGUGGUGAGAUUAUGGUGAGCAGAAAGAUGAGUGUAGGCGGAGAGAGCAAUAGGAAGUCUUCAAGUGGAGUCAUAUGGCUUUGAUUAAUUUCUUCUGACCACUUCCUGUUCACCCUUACAGUUCCCUGGGAGCAGAGCCUGUGUCACCACCCUAGUGAAGGAUUGAGGGUUUGCAAUGACCCUGAAGAAACACCCCCUCCCCUCAGAGCCCCGAGAGCAUCCCUUAAUGUUUUUAAAGCUGCUUUGAGUCUGUCCCGGAUAUCCUCACUGUCCCCGCAGGGUUUCCCUAGAAGGUCCUGCCCUGGGCGUGUUAGCGUUAGCUCAGACAUGUUUUUCUUCAAACGUCUACAGCCUAAUGGGUCUUAGUGCCUGACAAUUACCUUGGACUUGAAUAGACUGUUGGUCAUAGCGUUUGCCAUCUCACAUAAACUCAAAAAACCCAAAAUGUUACGCAGGUAAUUACUAUAUCUUCAGUUUCUGCUAAAACACACUGAUCAUGCAUAUCUCAUCAUAAUGAAUUGGCUUUGUUUCUCAGUUUCAUUAAUGGCUGCAACACACACACACACACACACAGGUGGUCAUAUGUUGUUACAUAUCACUUUAGAAACACUGAAAUGGUACAUGGACACAUAUUCAGUUUGUAUGAAUACGGCCGGGUGGCUUACAUUUUGCCGUCAUACCGGGUUAUUUGUAUAAGAGUGUGUGAUGGUGUAUUAGAGCUCAAAUAUUUUUAAUGAUCGGUGUGCUACAGUAGUGUUUCUAAAACAUGGUUUUCGAGGUCCCUCCAUCUGGUGCCUGUUCUGUAUUCAAGCUUAUCAUAUCAAUAACUUGUAGAUUAGAUAUGCUGUUAAUAUAGGAGUUCACUUGAAGUAAUGCCUUGAAGAUAUUAUUAUUAUUAUUAUACCAAAUCCAGCAUUUAUUGGACGGACCGGGAUUCGCUUUUUAGAGAGGCAGCAGUAUUUGGUACUGUCAGUGCGGCCUGGUGUGGACAGGCAGUAAGUUAGGGGUAGUAGAUGGCCAUGUUUGAAUGAGAAGAUGUGAUGUUGUUGCUUUACUUUAUGCUGACAGAGUGAUGGGCUUGUUGAGUAAUUAACUCGUAAGAAAAACACAACAGAAUACUCAUGCUACUGUAAAAAUGUACAUCACAGACAUUCACUAUGUCACUUGACAUUUUGGAAAUGCUUUGCCAAGAGUUAAAUAAGAAAAUGGUUACCACUUUUAUGUUCAGUGGAGUGGUAUCAAUCCUCUGAUCCAACCUAGGGAUGUACUUCCCACAAUGUCAAACCUUUUUCUUUAUAAACUGGCGAGGCCCACCUUACAAAAUGAAUAGAGAGCAGCCAGAUUUCAGAUACUGUACUUCACACAUAUGCAAACUUUUGUUCGGAAAGAAUAAACAUAUCAAGAGUCAACAUUGGGCUUUUCAAGCACGGCCAUUUAGCUUCAAUGGUGACGUAUACAUUUCAGUCGAGGAGAGAACGGAGCAGUUCAUGUGCCAAUUUGAAUCCUAUUUUUGAAACAUAUUUAUUCCUCAGCUGUUGUAAAUUACAUUUUUCCUAUCGAGUCUUAUUUAUGUACAAUUGAUUGAUUCUUCUUGAUGAAACAUCCUCAGUGGAGCCCAUCUCACAGAUUGCUCAUGCCUCCCUUUUAUUUUCUUAACACUUCUUAAGCUACAUUUUCUGUUGUCUGACUGAGUUUUGAAGAGUCUGUGCAAUUUUGUACAAAGUGAUGUACUUGACAUACUACUUUAUAUUUCUGUGAAUAAAAUGUGAAGAAAUGUUG